AUGGCCUCCAAGACUAUAAAGGCGGCUCUCAAACGCUGCCAGGAUGCGAUCUCGAACAAUGAAUGGGUAGACGCCACGAGAGAGGUCGACCUUGUGCUCUCUUUUGAACCAGCAAACUACGUCGCCCGAUUGUUCAAAGGCAAAAUCUUGACCGAGAAGCAAUCAUACAAGGCUGCAGAGGGCAUCUACGAAAGCUUAAUCAAAGAAGAACCUUCCAAAAUCCAAGCUUAUCUCGGCCUGACGCAUCUUUACAAAGCAAGCAAGGAGUUCCAAAAGCUACUCGAUGCAAACUGCGCGAUCUUAUUUGGAAGUGACAAGUUUGGAAAAUAUGACAGACGAAGCGCGCUGCUUGCUGACUCGCUGGACUUGGCGAGUAGCCUUGAGAACUGGCCUGUGUACUUUCGGGUUUACCGUGAGCUCGAAGAUCCAAAGCGACUUGAGCUGCUCCACGAGACAUGGGAGAGGGUUCCGUUUCAGAUUCUCACGGAGAAUGGCGUCAUGCCUCCAACUGCUCGCUCAAAGAAACACGCAGUUUUUUCACUAUGGCUAAAUGGAAGUGUCGACGAAGAAGCCAUCCCUCCUGAAUGGAUGGAACAAUACGAGUACGAAAACGGAAAACGAACGUUCCUGGAAUCAGAGCACACAUUGAAACGCGUCAGCACAAUGCUCAAAAGUCUAAAAGAUCCUACCAAUGAAGUCGACUACCAUAAAUGCGCUGUCACAUGUCGUCAAGAGCUCCAAGCUAUUGAAAAAUUUAACUUUAUCAUUGCGCGAAAAAAUCUGGCGGGAAGAGAUAUCGAUAACAGUUUUGUCGUCUUCUUUAAAUCAAAGGAAAUGGCAAAGAUGCUGAAAAUCAUUAUUCUCGAGCUGACUCUCUUUAGAUCUACAGACCUCUAUACUGCCGAAGAGAUUCUAAAAGAAGACCGAGAAGAGGCUGCGUAUGACGUUUACCGCACAGAGUUUAAAUACCAAAAAGGUGCAUUAGAAAACGAAGAUCAAAAACAGAUCGACUACAAACAGUUCAUUCUUCAGCUCACCCCAACAAUCCCAUUUCAACUAAAAGACUUCAUUAAUAGUAAAACACUGCCAUGCAUCAAAGCGAAGUGGCUGAUCAAGCUCAACUAUUUGGACGUCGCCACCGAGCUUUUAAAAGAAGACGCAACGAAGAGCUACCUGAAGACGAAACUCGAGGGCAUCAUUGCAUACAAACAUAGGGAAAUCAAAGCCGCCAACAAACUCCUGCUAAAAUCGGCGAAAGAGAACACGAAUGACUGGGAGACGUUCUACUACAUUGGUUUAACCUAUCUAGAUCUAAACGACGAUGUCAGAGCAGUCAAAUGUCUCAAAAAGAGCAACCAGCUUCAAUUCAACCUUGCGAGCUUCGAAUUGCUGUCCGAGUACCUCCCGCCGGCCGAAUCCUUGAGUCUUUUAGAGUCUGCGCCUGAAUUCUACCAGAAACAACCGUUUAUAAUGAAGCGAUUGGCGAUUGCUUACCUGGAGCUUCGGAAGUACGAGCAAGGGAUGAGAGUUUACCAGAAGCUGUCAACGAUCGCUAAGGAUAAAAAUCCAACUUUUCUUGACGGUCUUGGCAACUGCUACGCUGGAAUGGGCAGCUUUUCCGCCUCGAUACGAGCAUUUCAGAAGGCGCUAGAACUGACAACAGACGAAGAACAAGAAAAUCACAUUCUCCUUCGAUUAAGUCAAAUGCAGCAGGCGAAUUUGGACCUUCCUGGAGCUCUGGAAACGCUUGAUAUCCUCGUCGAGCGGAAAUACCGCCUUGCGUACAUAGAACAGGCGCAAGUUUGGACGAGCAUGGUCAAGGACUACUUUGAGAGGUGGCUACCUGGUCUUGGUGGGCAAUACGCCCAGUACGCGCUUGAGUCUAUCAGCCGUGCAUUAAAGUCUGGAUAUGAAAACUCUGCGUUUUUGUGGAAAAAAGCAGCUGAUAUCUUUCAACUUGUUGCGUCAAACACUGAAACAAUCGAGCUAAAAGUCCCUGUUCUUUUUACCAACAAAAGUUUGGCCGAAGAUUGCGACUCAAUCGAAUCGAAAAACUGCGCCCAACUGGCAAUUCAAUGCUAUAGAAAAGUACUGAUCAUCUUGCCUGAUGAGCCGCGAGCUAUUUCUGACCUCUCUAUGGCCUACCAUCGCGCUGGAGAUGGCCAGAAAGCUCUGUUCUUCGCAAAGAAGGCAAUCGUUCUCUCUAGCAAGCUUCACUUAAGCAGAAGAGCACAGCUGUGGAAUCGACUAGGAGUUAUUUCUUCAGAAAAAGAUCCCAAACUCGCCCAGCACGCAUUUUGCCACGCGAUCGAAAGCGAGCACGAUUUCACGGAAGCCUGGUCGAAUUUGGGCAUCUUGUACUUCAACCAGGAAAAUCUGCGCAUGUCGAAUCAAGCGUUCAGCCGCGCACAAAGUGCAGAUCCGGAAAACGCACAGGCUUGGAAUGGCCAGGCCGAAAUUGCACGAGCGAUCGCCGAUCCAGACUCUGUCGAUCUGUCACGUCACUCUGCAGAGCUCGCCUCUCGCCAGGCUGCCCUGGCGUAUGCAUUUUACAUCGCCAAGAACAUUCAUAACCAGAGCGAACAGAUAAUCGUCAACGCGUUAACUCACAUCUUAAAAGCCGCCAACACUUACCCCUUGACUCCAAAAGAACACAAAGUCCACGCGGUUUUGGCUGAAAAACUCAAGCACCACCAUUCCGCUGCAGAAGCCUGGAAACAAGCUGGAGAAAAAAUUCACAGCGCUAGGAACUAUGCCAAAGCUGGUUAUUUAGCUGAAGCGCUGGAGUUAAUCGAAGAAUUCGACGAUUCCGAAGUCGAGGAAGAAAACUUUCAAAUCGGUAAUAUUUUGAUGCAAUGCGAUGAGGUUGCUUUGGCUGGGGAAUUCUUUAAAAAAGUUCUCGCCAAAAAUCCAAGUCAUCAGCUGGCGAAGCUGUACUGUGGUCUAGCGCAUGUGAAGCAAGGCCUGAUCAAUGAAGCGAAGACUUACUUGUUCGAAGUUUUCACCAGAGCACCUUCUUUUAUCAAGCAACAGGCGAUCAAGUAUCUUUCUGUUGUUGGCUGGCUUGAACAAGACCAAGAGCUCAUGGAUGCAGUCGCGAAAGAAGCUUCAAAACUCCCCGAAGAUAGAGAUGUGGCUGUAGAAAUCAAUGUCCGAGCAGCGGUAGUCCGUGGCGAUCUCAAUAAAGCAAAGGCGCUGUGUGGCAAAGCGAUACUUCGAAAUCCACUGAAUCAGAAACCAAGAGUUCUUCUGGCGAAACUUUUGCUGAAACACGAGCAGAUAAAUGCAGCUAUUCCAUUUGUUAUCCACGAUGACACGAACCCGAAGAACAUUUCCAUCGCUUCCUCGACGAAACUCGCGAUGGUCGGGCGAGCCGGUUUCAAAGCGCACAAAGCAAUUGCAGCUGCGAGACACAAGUGCCCGUGGGACGUAAAGAUCAAAAACGCAUUUGCUGCCAGCUUCGACAAUGUGAAAGCAGCGGAACAUUUGCGAGCUUUCGGAAGGGAAGUAAACAAUGAGAACAUUACUCGCGUCGAAAAAGUUCAAGAACUAUAUUUUAACGAAAUCGCCGCUGGACCAUAUGAUGCCUGGAACGUCUGGGCACUUUGUGGAUUGAUGCGAAUAUCGGGAUGUGUGCAUUCUGACAUUUCAAAGGAAGUAGCUCGUCGACUGGAGAAUGACGAGAUCGCAGAGGAGCUGCACAUACCGGUUCUAGCGACACUAGCCGCUCUAGCAAAGCAAGGCGAGGAACUGGUCCUUCAAAACACCCCUAUCAAUGUUACGACGAUCAUGAUGCUCAUGGAAGACAAUGAAGAAAAUCUUCCUAACUGGCUACCGGAUCUAAUGGCAACCAAGGCAAAGUCGGAUAACAUGCCAGAAGAAGCGUUAAAAGCACAUCUGCUUGGAUUCGAUGCUUCCAAAGCGAACAAAUAUAAAGUUUUUGAGGUUCUUGUCGAAGCAAUGGCGUUGAUCAAGGCCGGAGGCGAUGAAAAGGAAAACUGCAUCGAGAUCAGUGAGCUUCUACUCAAGAAGCUCAGUGACUACGAGCGAUCCCAGCCGAUGGGCCGCUUUUUUGAGGGAUUGCUGGCCAUGUAUUCUGGAGACGAGCCUAAAGGCUUGUCCAUUCUUGGCAAGCUAAGCCGUCUCCGCGGCUCUGGCGCCUGGAAAUCAGCUACAAGAUACUUCCUCACUGGCUUUUAUCAAAAGAACCCGAAGAUGGCAAAGAAGCUUAAAGACCUGUUCAAAAAUGAGGAUCCCAACGAUCCGUUUUACGACUAUUCCAAAAAAGUUCAUGGCAUUGAGUAA
Oikopleura dioica is the source of this 4305-nucleotide messenger RNA. The record is from the annotation of a GenBank genome assembly. Lineage: Eukaryota; Metazoa; Chordata; Appendicularia; Copelata; Oikopleuridae.